GUGGGCUAUCGUCCCGUUUACUGUCAAUUUGUGCAAGGUUCUCAAAGCCCUGUAUGCUGUACGUCAUAUCAGCUCCAGUUCAACAUCAGGCGACAUUUGUCCUGCACACUGUAACACAACUGUUGUCAAUUGAUGGUCACGAUGAGACGCACUGACGAUGCGAUUGUGUGGAUAACAUAGAACCGAUAACAUCUCCAGCAGCUGGUGCUGCCGUGCCGGCGUUGGCGCCAGUCAGAGGCAGAGGACCCGACCAUCUGAGGCAGAGGCAGAGGGGGGGUAGUCAGCUAAGCUGCUUACAGCCCGGCCAGCAGGCCCACGGUUGAACUGAUGCGAAGAAUGGACGGCUUCAUCACCGCAGCGAAAUAUGGCGUGUGAGAAGAAGCGUUGUUCGGUACUGCUGGCGUCGACAUAACUGGAUCAGACCACCUGAAGGAAUGUUCACCCUUACAGAAGUAGCCUCCCUGAACGACAUCCAACCGACUUAUCGAAUACUGAAACCAUGGUGGGAUGUCUUCAUGGAUUAUCUUGGUAUUGUUAUGCUGAUGUUGGCCAUAUUUUCUGGAACCAUGCAGUUAACCAAAGACCAAGUGGUUUGUCUUCCCAUUCUGGAACAAACUCCAGAGGGGACUGGGGGUUUCUUGGGCCCCCAACCAUCAGAGACUGCUGAUGGUUUGUGGAACAAAGAAAGUGCCAUUGGGGAGCAAGCUGCUCCUCUAAUGGCUAAAAGGCCUCCUGAUACCAUUGCACCUACAGUUCAUUUCACACAGCCAGCUACAUAUGGCCAGCCCCAGCCUACAGGUGUCAGAACCAAGCUGGAUUUUCAGCAGUAUGUUUUUGUCAACCAGAUGUGCUACCAUGUUGCCCUUCCUUGGUAUUCCAAAUAUUUCCCAUACCUUGCUCUAAUCCACACUAUUGUAUUAAUGGUCAGUAGCAACUUCUGGUUCAAAUAUCCAAAGACAAGUUCCAAAAUAGAGCAUUUUGUUUCCAUACUUGGAAAAUGCUUUGAAUCACCUUGGACUACUAAAGCACUGUCUGAGACUGCUUGUGAGGACUCUGAGGAGAACAAGCAGAGACUGGCUGGUGCCUCCUCCCUCCUGAAACAUCUGUCAACAAGCAGCGAGGAGGGGAGUCCAAACCAGUCUGCCCCUGUGCUGACAAAAUCUGGGGUCACAUUUUCUGCUGAAAAACUUGUGAGUGAGAUUCCUUCUAUGACCAUACUGGACAAGAAAGAUGGUGAGCAAGCAAAGGCCUUGUUCGAAAAAGUACGGAAAUUCCGUGCCCAUGUGGAAGACAGUGACUUGAUUUACAGGCUGUAUGCCAUUCAGACAGUCAUCAAAACAGUCAAAUUCAUUUUGAUCCUUUGCUACACAAUGACAUUUGUUGCUUCUAUAGAUUUUGACCAUGUGUGUGAGCCUGAAAUAAAACAUUUGACUGGAUAUGCUAAGUUCCAUUGUACGCAUAACAUGGCUUUCAUGUUAAAGAAGCUCCUUGUGAGUUAUAUUGCACUCAUAUGUGUUUAUGGUAUUAUCUGUAUAUACACAUUGUUCUGGCUUUUUCGGCGACCACUGAAGGAGUAUUCCUUUGAAAAAGUCAGAGAAGAGAGCAGCUUUAGUGACAUUCCUGAUGUCAAGAAUGACUUUGCGUUCCUCCUCCACAUGGUUGAUCAGUACGACCAGCUGUAUUCAAAGCGUUUUGGGGUUUUUCUUUCAGAGGUGAGUGAAAACAAACUUCGAGAGAUCAGCCUGAACCAUGAGUGGACCUUUGAGAAGUUGCGGCAGCAUGUAACACGCAAUUCUCAAGAAAAACUGGAGCUUCAUCUCUUUAUGUUAUCUGGAGUUCCGGAUGCUGUAUUCGAUCUCACUGAUUUGGAAAUCCUCAAACUGGAAUUAAUCCCAGAAGCCAGAAUAACUGCUAAGAUCUCACAAAUGAUAAACCUCCAGGAACUGCACUUCUAUCACUGUCCGGCCAAAGUUGAGCAGACUGCUUUCAUUUUUCUUCGUGAUCACCUCCGGUGCCUUCAUGUCAAAUUCACAGAUGUUGCUGAGAUUCCUAGCUGGGUAUAUUUGUUGAAAAGUUUAAGGGAAUUGUACUUGGUUGGUAACCUGAACUCUGAAAACAAUAAAAUGAUUGGACUUGAGUCUCUUCGAGACCUCAGGCACUUAAAGAUUCUGCAUCUCAAGAGCAACCUCACAAAAGUUCCAACAAAUAUAACAGAUCUGUCCCCACAUCUGAUCAAGUUGGUCAUUCAUAAUGAUGGUACCAAGCUCUUAGUGCUGAAUAGUUUGAAGAAAAUGAUGAAUCUAGCAGAGUUGGAGCUUCAUAAUUGUGAGCUGGAGCGAAUCCCCCAUGCUAUCUUCAGUUUGAACAACCUUCAGGAACUUGAUCUAAAAUCCAACAACAUUCGCACGAUUGAGGAGAUUAUCAGUUUUCAGCACCUCAAGAGACUGACAUGCCUCAAACUUUGGCACAACAAGAUAAUCACAAUUCCACUGUCAAUUAGCCAUGUUAAGAACCUUGAGUUACUCUAUCUCUCGCACAACAAGCUUGAGUCUCUACCAUCCUCAUUAUUCACCCUCCUCAAGUUGAGGUACCUUGAUGUCAGCCAUAAUUCCAUAGUGGUAAUACCACUGGAGGUCGGCUUUCUGCAAAACCUCCAACAUUUUGCUAUUACAGGCAACAAAGUGGAAGUAGUCCCCAAGCAGCUAUUCAAGUGCACGAAACUGAGGACCUUAUGUCUCGGCCAUAACUGUAUCUCUUCCAUUCCUGAGAAAAUUGGCCAACUCUCACAGCUGGCACAUCUGGAACUAAAGGGAAACUGUCUGGAUCGUUUGCCAGCUCAACUUGGUCAGUGCUGCCUCCUCCGCAGGAGCUGCCUGAUUGUGGAGGAUCACCUCUUUGACUCACUCCCCAUGGAGGUCAAAGAGAGCAUCAAUCAGGAAUCUAGUGUUUCUUUUACAAAUGGGUGCAAGUGUCUAAGUGAUGGGCGGUAGUCACAUCCUACAUGGCCUCAAUGGGCAGGCAUUUCAUCUUGGUCUCUUUAAUCAUGCUGUUGGAAAAAGUAGUUCAGGGUACAGUAUUGGUACACUUCAUGAUGUUUUUGCACCUUACAAAGUGAACAUACCACAGCACAUACAAGGUCAGUACCUCUGGAAAAUUUUAGAUGAACAGUAGAAAUGAUCAUGGCUUGUGUCAUGUCUAAAUGCCUAUUUUCAUUUCAGUGUAGGUGCACAAUAGCAGUUAAAUCAUUCAGCUUAUAUUUUUUACCUUUUGUAUACAAAAUAUAUUAUAGGAUCUACAAAAAUUUGUAUAAUUUCCCUCUUUUUAAAUCUGUGAUUUCAUUAGGUUUUCUUCAGCUUAAUUAGAUACACUUGACUGACCGCAACUUAAAGGGUUGGUUUAGUCAAAUAACAAAAAAGUAGCAAUGGAGCUAACUCUAAUUUUAUUGGCUCAACAAUGAAAUAAUAUAUUUGGAGAAAAAAAACAAAUCAUUGGCAACAAUUCUUUCCAGAAACACUGCCCCAGUUACCCUGGAUAAGACCUCAUUGUUUGCAGCUUUUAUUACAGCUACUUGACAUAGCAGAAAUAUUGUAUUAUGACAGUGAGGUCUGUGGAUUAUCCAGAGCAACAUGGAUACUGUUCACAGAAAGAAACUCUGCUGUUAAAUUUUUCAAUGUUGUGAGCACCUCAAACAGAAUUACAUUCACCUCUAUUGCUUUGGGGUAGAGGAUGAAGUCCCAGAGACAGAUAUCUCAGAACUUGGACAAAUAAAUACAAAACUACCUGCAUGGCCACAUUCCACUAGAGAUGUUUGAGAACAUAUAUUUUUUCUGUAAUUUGUAAUAUAAAAAGUGUUUAGUCCAUUGGUUCUCAACUGGUCUUGCUUCGAGAUAGAUAGAUAGACUUCAGAUCACACAUAGACCAACUGAACACCUAUUCAUUAUAUUUCCAUCCAUCCAGUCUGCUAUGAGCAGCAGAGAGACCACUACAGUCACCAGACUUUGUCCAAGAGUGAGCAGUACGACCACCAGUUGGGAACCACUGGUAUACAGUAGGUGUAAUCUAGUAUUAUUACAACCUUAUGCAUUCCAAUUUGAAUACACUUGUAAUACAUUUUCAUGUGACGCAUUAAAAUGAUGAAGGUUCCCAUCUGAUCCCUCUCUCUACUACUUCCUGAAAAGUUGUCAAUCAUGCCAUUACUUUUGAUACAAUUGAUUUUUUUUUUUUUUAAGGAGUAGACAGUAAAUUAUUUUCUUUUGUGUGCACAGCCAACAUCAUUAAUUUUAGUUUUCUCUCAUGUUUAAUUAUGUUUAAUUCUUGUAAACAAUAUGUUUAUGUAUGUUAUGUGUUCUUUGUAUGUAUUUAUUAUCUCUCUAUCUUAUUUGUUCUUGUUCUUCUUUUGUAAACCUGGUUUUAAAAUGUGCUAUAUAAAUAAAGGAGUUACUAUUAUA
Molecule: messenger RNA, 4448 nt
Organism: Lates calcarifer (barramundi perch)
Lineage: Eukaryota; Metazoa; Chordata; Actinopteri; Centropomidae
Gene: lrrc8db
Product: leucine rich repeat containing 8 VRAC subunit Db
Exons: 2
Coding region: 435-2990 (851 amino acids)
Molecular function (GO): protein binding
Source: RefSeq, a predicted model, not a curated record